GGCCUGGUGCUAACCUCCUCCAAUAUCAUUUCAAUUUCUAGAGAGAGAAAGAGAGAGAAACAAUGGAGGGAGAGAUCCUCAACUUCAUCAAGGUCUGGUUAACAGUCUGUAUCUCUCUCUGUUACUGCCACGCCACCGGAAAACUUCUCGCUCCUGGCCCCGGCAGGUUCCUCGCCGUCGCCCCCAUCGUCGUCCUCUUCUUUCUCCUUCCUCUGCAACUCACCUCCAUCCACCUCGGCGGCUCUACCUCCUUCUUCAUCGCUUGGCUCGCCAACUUCAAGCUCCUCCUCUUCGCUGCCGGCGAUGGCCCUCUAUCCGCCGAACCGCCGCUCCCUCUCCGCCGAUUUCUCGCUCUCUCUUGCUUGCCGAUCAAGAUCCUCCAAAACGAGAAAUCGUGCCCUAAUAAUAAUCGAUCCGAUACAACCCUAAAACCUAAAUCGUUCCUCAACUACUCGAUUAAAGCCGUAAUCGUUGCUCUGAUGGUGAAAUUGUACGAUUACUCUGAGUUUAUUCACCCGAAAGUUGUUCUGUUCAUCUAUAGUUGGCAUCUUUACUUUCUUCUGGAGAUUAUAUUAGCCAUUACGCAGUUUUUCGGCCGGAACGUUCUCGGAAUCGAGUUGGAGCCGCAGUUUCAAGAUCCGUAUUUCUCGACUUCGCUUCAGGAUUUUUGGGGGCGGCGGUGGAAUCUGAUGGCAACGAACAUUCUUCAGCCGACAGUUUACAAGCCGUCGGUGAAGAUCGCUGCCAAGGUAAUCGGGCGUAAGUGGGCACCGUUGCCGGCGGUGAUGGCGACGUUUUUAGUAUCGGCGAUGAUGCACGAACUGAUAUUUUACUAUAUGGGCCGAAUGAGGCCCAACUGGGAGUGUACUUGGUUCUUUGUUAUCCAUGGCGUUGCUUUGACGGUGGAGAUUAUGGUGAAGAAGGUGUUGCCGGAGAAGUGGCGGCUGCCUCCGGCAGUGUCAGUGCCGGUGACUCUGGCUUUCAUCUUCCCGACUGCGAUUUGGUUGUUUUUCCCGCAGUUCGUGAGGUUGAAGUUGGACGUGAGGGCGUUUGAAGAGUACGCCGCGUUGGUCACUUUUGUAAAGAACGUCGCUUUCUCAUUGGUCGGUUGAUUUAUUUUUGUUUUCUUUUUCUAAAUAACAAUUUAAAAAUGUCACUGGCACCGCCAGUAGCAGGUGGUAAUAAAAAAAUUGCAAAACAGGGGCCGACAUUUACUGCUCCACGUGUUAUGCCUUUUUCUAUAAAUAAAAUAAAAUAAAAAACCUAAAUUCCA
Molecule: messenger RNA, 1273 nt
Organism: Cucurbita moschata (crookneck pumpkin)
Lineage: Eukaryota; Viridiplantae; Streptophyta; Magnoliopsida; Cucurbitales; Cucurbitaceae
Product: acyl-CoA--sterol O-acyltransferase 1-like
Exons: 1
Coding region: 63-1112 (349 amino acids)
Biological process (GO): lipid metabolic process
Source: RefSeq, a predicted model, not a curated record